AUGAUCGAAUGCCAAAUCGAUAUAGCUGUCGAUACGAUAAAGCGUGUGGAGCAUAUCAAUGCUCGGUCUCUCGAGACCACCGAGGACGAUGAACAGGAAUGGGGAAACACCUUUGACGUUAUGGCUGGCUCAACUUUACUGCCACUCGCUGGCGACAGGUGGACGGGUGCGAAUGUCCGUGGGAAGAAACCGCAAAACUCCAAUUUUGUUGGUGACUCGGUGGGCUAG
Molecule: messenger RNA, 228 nt
Organism: Exophiala aquamarina CBS 119918
Lineage: Eukaryota; Fungi; Ascomycota; Eurotiomycetes; Chaetothyriales; Herpotrichiellaceae
Exons: 1
Coding region: 1-228 (75 amino acids)
Source: RefSeq, a predicted model, not a curated record